This is a messenger RNA of Sphenostylis stenocarpa, 720 nucleotides long. The record is from the annotation of a GenBank genome assembly. Lineage: Eukaryota; Viridiplantae; Streptophyta; Magnoliopsida; Fabales; Fabaceae.
AUGCGAGUAAGUGAAUUGGACUACGUGUUGGUGCCUCUGGGUCUGUUGGUGUUGGGAAUCUAUCACGUGUGGCUUCUCUGCACUAUGAUCCGCUACCCAUCUCACACUGUCAUUGGCUUGAAUGCCCAGUCUCGUUACCAAUGGGUUCUUUCCAUCAUGGCUGAUCCCUUGAAAAAUGGCGUUUUGGGAGUUCAAACAAUCCGCAACAAUAUCAUGGCAUCCACUCUUCUUGCUACAACAGCAAUCACUCUUAGUUCACUUAUUGGCGUUUUUGCAAACUAUGAAUCAGAUACAAAAUUAGUUUAUGGAAACAAAAGUUCCCUUAAUUCUUCAAUCAAACGCCUCUCCAUCUCACUAUGCUUCCUUGUUGCGUUUCUAUGUAAUGUGCAAUCUAUCAGAUACUAUGCACAAGUGAGCUUCUUGAUCACCACACAUGCACUGAAAGGCCAAAAGGAUUUUAUUGAAUAUGUUGCAAAGUCCUUAAACCGAGGGAGUUAUUCUUGGUCUCUAGGCUUGCGGGCCUUCUACUUUUCAUUUCCUCUAGUCCUUUGGAUUUAUGGGCCAAUACCUAUGUUUGCUUGUUCCUGCUUGACAUCAUUUAUUUUGUACUUCUUGGACACGACCACUCAAAUCACACGAGAUCUUCACACUAAGUCAUUCAAUAAGAGGGAAACUGAGGGCACGGAAGCAGCCUCGUUUCAGCAUUAUGACUGUCCUUGA